AACUCCUGUCAUAGAAGAAGAGGUUUCGAAAACGGUAGUGUAGCAAUUAGCAACAUUAGCUUCAGAAAUAGAAGUCGUCGUGGUUUCCUUUGAUUUUCAAAAAUGUCAUCUUUUAUCGGCCGUGGAAAUUUAAGCUAGCGUAAGGUAUUUUUACUUGGCUUUAUGACUGCAGGUUCUUAGUCUUUGGGGAUUGAUUUCUGGACCCCUCAUAACCAUUGUUAUUAUUCAAAAGAACAAACGCUAAACUGCAGCGGUGCGCGCUGGCUUUUUCUACUUUAGCUUAUGCCGUGGCUAAUGACAAGGCUAAGAGAAAGUGAAGCCAGGUGAAUUUUCUGCGCUUUAAGUGUUCGUCCUGACAGGCAAGAUUCUUCGCUGUCCUCGUCGUCUCUGAUGACAUGAGUAGCUCCGCUCAGAGGAAGAGAAGGACUACAGGAACCCCUCUUGUGUCCAGUCCAAGUAUGAAGACCAGCAAAAUGGCUCAAUCUAACAGAGCUACCAACAGCAGAAGAGCUGCCAACAGAGCAGCUGCCUCCAAUAGAGCAACUAGAGAGACAACUGCAGCUAACACAACAGCUAAUGAGACAGCAAACAUUAGCAGCAUGCCAAAUGAACCUGACCUCCCUACAGAGACAAUCAAUGUGAUGGACAACAGAACAGAGAACGAUGUUGUUGUGGUGGAUCUCACCUGCGAAGGAUCAGAAAGUGCAGUGGUCGACUUGACCAACAACGACUCAGUGCUGGUCAUUGAUGAAGGUGUUCAGCAAAGCCAAGGUCCUAAUGCUGAGAGUUAUGUUGUCAGCAGUGAUGAAGACGAUGUCACACCUAAUGUUAUUAGUGCUGCUGUGAUGUCAUCAUAUCACAAGUCCAGGUCAACUCCAGGUACGAUCAGCUGUCCUGUCUGCCUAGACACUUAUACGGAGAUAGUCGACAGUGGCCGAUUGGUUGUCUCCACUAAAUGUGGUCACGUGUUCUGCAGCCAGUGUUUGAGAGAUGCUCUGUCAUCGUCGCACACUUGUCCCACCUGCAGGAAAAAACUCACAAAUCGACAGUACCAUCCCCUCUACGUCUGACAUCACUGUGACAUCACAUGUUAGUCCCUUCUGGAGAGAACUCACUGAUUGCCAAUACGGAAUCGUUUACAUCUGAUAUUGUGAAACCACUUCAAACAACCUGUUUCUAUCACAGUAGUGGUUCUUGGAAUCUUUUUGUUUAAAGUUUAUUUGUAUCAGACAUGUGAAACAUUUUGAUUAAUAAUGUUUGUCUUUAUUUGUUUAGUUUCUGAUCAUUAAAAGUUUAAAUAAACAUUUUUAUUAGAAUCUUUUAGGGAGAAGGGUAAUUAUAAAAGUUCACUGUAUGGACACUUGUGACUUCAGGUGAAAUACUGUGUAAAAAUCAAAGGUAAUUUAAGUGGUUUCAAAGAGAUCCAUGUGUGAACAAGGGCUAAUGGUAUAAAUACACUGCCCUGACAGUGAAACAAAGCGAAACUAGAAAUGAUUUGGGGAUGCUUGUGUUAAAUAUUCUUUUCUUCUAGUUAGAAUACCUGUGAAAUGCUUUAAAACUAUAAAUUUUAAGUAAACAUUCUACUGGUAUGAUGAACAGUUAAAUACAAAACUGUUAAUUCAAGUUUAAAGUUGGACAAACAUGACUGUGACCACAAUUCCACUUACGAGAAAUAAUACAAUACCACUGUGCAAUGCAUUUAGUUAUUUAACCUUAGCCUUCGUGACUUGUCUUGUGACUCUGACUCAUUGAAGUUAGAGGUUCUAUGACUCACGUUCACCUGACCCAAGCUCUGUUCCUGAUAGGCUCUUGAAGACAAAAUGAUGUAACCACCUGUAACUGUAAAAACAAACAAUGACUUUCAGUUAUAAUAAAGGUAUAAUAAAAAUCAUUGGUAUAAAUAA
Cynoglossus semilaevis (tongue sole) is the source of this 1904-nucleotide messenger RNA. It is a transcript of the gene rnf4, whose product is annotated as ring finger protein 4. The transcript has 8 exons. Bases 396 to 1070 code for a protein of 224 amino acids. Lineage: Eukaryota; Metazoa; Chordata; Actinopteri; Pleuronectiformes; Cynoglossidae. Gene Ontology annotation, biological process: positive regulation of transcription by RNA polymerase II. The record is from RefSeq and is a predicted model, not a curated record. Gene Ontology annotation, molecular function: zinc ion binding; transcription factor binding.